Bipolaris maydis ATCC 48331 is the source of this 405-nucleotide messenger RNA. RefSeq names its product glycosyl hydrolase. NCBI's taxonomy places the organism in Eukaryota, Fungi, Ascomycota, Dothideomycetes, Pleosporales, Pleosporaceae. The record is from RefSeq and is a predicted model, not a curated record. Gene Ontology annotation, biological process: carbohydrate metabolic process. Gene Ontology annotation, molecular function: hydrolase activity, hydrolyzing O-glycosyl compounds.
AUGUCACGUACAAUAAUCCAAUACUACCUGGGUGGCACAGCGAUCCCCAGCUGCGUCUUUGUCCCUGAGUUCGACAAUACCUUUUUCUGCACCACAUCAGGUUUCAUGGCGUUUCCCGGCAACUCGGUAUACGCCAGUCAGAACCUGACCGACUGGAGGCUUGCAAGUAAUGCUCUUAGCCGGGUGGCCCAGCUACCCGAAGUUCAAGCUGCAACAAAUGAGCAAUUCGCGGGCAUGUUUGCCAACACUUUGCGUUAUCACAAGGGAAAAUUCUAUCUCAUCUUGGCAUGGAUCAAUCCCGCGUUUGGCGUGCCUCGCUUUGUUCUGAGCACGGCAACCGACCCUUUCGACGACAGGUCAUGGAGUGAUUACUUUGUUCCUUCAAACACCUGGUUUCACGAUUGA